GAGUGUGACAAAGUGCAUGUCUGCAGACGUCUGCGUCUCAGAACCCAUCUCUUCAGUCUUGUGGUUUUGCAGGAGAAAUAUUUGCACUUGCGGGUGGUUUUGACGCUCAUGCAUGCUUUGGCAGCGAUGCCAACAAGUGUAAUAACGCACUUGACUCCUGCAUUUCACACAGUGAACAGUUUGGCACCGUUUCCUCAGCGAGCAUGAACCUCAGUCUUCCCGACCAGAACAUGCACGGCUCCGCUGAAGGCUGCCUGGAAGACAGCAAACCUGACAUCACGCUGCCCUGCUUCCGCAGGAACACGUAUGAUGAGGCUCUGACCUCUUACUCUAAUGGAUCCAUUAUCUCCCAACUCCUUCGCAAGACAAUCCACAACAAGAGGACGCUAGAUGAGAACCCCUUCUACCUUUCCAGCACCGCUGCCACCGACUCGGGCCAGGAGGACCGGAGCAGCGUGUCCUCAAAGGACAGCCUGGUGGAGGCGUCCUCGCCCGGCGCUCACAUCCCCACAGGCACCAGCCCGGAGGGGGAGCACGCCAUGACUGACCACAUGCAGGCGAAGAGGGCGCGGGUGGAGAACAUCAUCCGAGUCAUGGCGGGUUCUCCCAACAGCAGGCCGCACGGGGACGGGGAGCGGCCCGACGCGGACGCCAGGGAGGCCAGGGAGGCCUACAGGGAGAACAAGCGUAAGCAGAGACUGCCUCAGCAUCAGGACCACGCUGCCGGCGUGCCCCUGAGCAGGAGGCCUGCGAGCAGCAGCAAGGACGAGGAGUGCCUCAAGCUGAAGGAGCAGCUCCACAGCAUGCAGAAGCUCCUGCGCCAGCUCCAGGAGAAGUUCCUCCAGGUUUACAACCAGGACGCGCCUGAGCACCGCGACCCGGACCGGACGGAGGCGUCUGGAGGGGACGACCGCUGCAGAGGCGCCGAUGGCGGCAGGAGGCGCGGCCGCAGCGGCGCGGAGCCCGGCGACCGCACGGAGGAGGAGCCUCAUCCGACGGAGCGCCACAACCUGGAGGAGACCCUGAAGCAGGAGCUCUCCCAGGCCGUCAACGAGUGCGUGGACAGGGUUUUCAAGAGGGCGUCGGCCCGAGGCCCGGACCGCUCGCCCGAGGCGCGCGUCUGCUCGUCUCCAGACCCGCAGCCGAGCCCCACGGAGCGGCCGCACGCCGACCAGGCGGCGCCCCGGACCCGGCCCUUCCAGCACCACGACGGCGCCGAGGCCCACAGUCCCCAGGACCAGACCGAGGCCCUGGCGCUGGUGGUCCGCAAGCCGGCAGGACCCCCCCUGGGCUCAGCGGCGCCCGCGGUGAAGAGGCCCUUCCCCGUGCACCAGGCGCCCUUCCAGUUCAACUACAGCGCCCCGCUGCACGACAGCCAGAUCCUGGAGCACCUCCUCAAAUACGGACCCCACCCCGGCUUCGCGGGCCUGCCCUGCAUGCCCGCGCCCAUGGACAGGGCGUCCCCGGACUCGGGGGAGCUGCCCUGGGACGCCAUGGCCAUGCGGGCCAAGGUGGCGCCGGGCCACCUGGGCCACCACCCCCGGCCCCCGGCCCUGGGGGCCGUGGCGGUCGACAACCUGUGCCUCCCCCACGUCAAGAUCGAGUGCGGGGAACUGCAGGGCAUGGCCGAGCGCAACCCCUACAUGUCUCUCAAUAUCCAGGAGGGUCUGACCCCCAGUCACCUGAAGAAGGCCAAGCUCAUGUUCUUCUACACCCGCUACCCCAGCUCCAACGUGCUCAAAACCUUCUUCCCCGACGUCAAGUUCAACCGCUGCAUCACGUCUCAGCUCAUCAAGUGGUUCAGCAACUUCAGGGAGUUCUACUACAUCCAGAUGGAGAAGUUCGCCCGCCAGGCCGUGGUCGACGGCGUCAGCGACGUCAAGGACAUCGCCGUCACCAGGGACUCGGAGCUGUUCCGGGCGCUCAACAUGCACUACAACAAGGCCAACGACUUCCACGUUCCCGACAGGUUCCUGGAGGUGGCUGAAAUCACCCUGCACGAGUUUUACACCGCUGUAUCGGCAUCCAAAGACUCGGACCCCUCCUGGAAAAAAGCCAUAUACAAGGUGAUCUGCAAACUGGACAGCGACGUCCCCGAGGAGUUCAAGGCGUCUUCCUAUUUAUAGGCCGCAGAGGAGAAACGGUCCACUUCAUGAUUUCCUGUGGUGAGUUUUAGUGAGGUGCUGUAACAUCAUGUAGAUGUUGGUGAGAUGAUCAUUAUGUAAAUCUGUAAACACACAUUUAAAAACGUUGCAUCUUCACUCUGAAAUUUUGUGUCUUACUUUGCAAAAAAGCGACUACUGAUGAAUAUUAAUGCUUUAUUCUAUCGUUUAGUGUUUCCUACUUUGCCGCCUCAGUGCAGUUGGGAGUUAUCAGGUUUGUGGGUGUUUCCAAACGUAGCGUAGCCUUAUUUAGUUCCAGCUUUUUGUCAGUACCAGUUUGCUUUUUUUACUGGAAUACGCUUUCUAGCUGUGCUGUUGUGUAAAUGUUCAGGCACUGCUGUUGUUUGUAUAGUAUUGUGUGUUUUAAACUGUUAGCUUGGCAGGAUGUGCAUGUAAUGUCCCUGCGAUGGGUUUUAUUUUCUGUAUAAAGUCCUGGAGCUCUAAAGUUUUUGUAAAGUACAAUCAUUUUCAAAUACUUCAGUCACAAGCAUUGUACUGGAUUGAAAUUAAAAAAGCACUAAAUAAUGUUUGUGUUGAUUUGUUAUGUUAUAAAUGCUGUAUUUGUAAUAAACACC
Messenger RNA from Betta splendens (Siamese fighting fish), 2737 nucleotides. It is a transcript of the gene prox2, whose product is annotated as prospero homeobox 2. Gene Ontology annotation, molecular function: RNA polymerase II cis-regulatory region sequence-specific DNA binding; DNA-binding transcription factor activity, RNA polymerase II-specific. Gene Ontology annotation, biological process: regulation of transcription by RNA polymerase II. The record is from RefSeq and is a predicted model, not a curated record. The transcript has 5 exons. Gene Ontology annotation, cellular component: nucleus. NCBI's taxonomy places the organism in Eukaryota, Metazoa, Chordata, Actinopteri, Anabantiformes, Osphronemidae. Bases 204 to 2126 code for a protein of 640 amino acids.